This is a messenger RNA of Psylliodes chrysocephalus, 5377 nucleotides long. The record is from the annotation of a GenBank genome assembly. Lineage: Eukaryota; Metazoa; Arthropoda; Insecta; Coleoptera; Chrysomelidae.
UAUUAAUCUAAAAUAAUAGUAUACAAAAUUAAAGGUAAUUACAUUAUCUAUCAAACCUUUGUAAAUUAUAGAGUAGUAAAGCUUCUGAUUUGUUAUUUCUAAAAUCACAACCGAAAAAUGUACUUUACUGUUGGACCAUAUGCAACCAUUUACUAUGGUUGAGAUUGCAAAAUACGCAUUCAGUACAUAAUUUCUCUGUGUGAGCUUAUAAAUAAACAUCAAUUUUAAAUUUCAAAUUGACUUCUUUUGAAGUUAAAUAUUUAUUAACCAUUUUUUUACAGACCCAUACAUUUAACAAUUUUUGUCAUGUGUAAAAUACAAAAGCGAUACUUCAUAAGACUUCAGUCGUUUUAUCACAAUAAUACGCCAAUCAAAACAGCUGGUAAAUGAAUUUCAAUUUUAACGUGUUCUUUUAAUGAACAACGAAACGGGCAUUAAUGGAUUUGAGCCACUGGCGAAAAUGUAGAUUUACUACUACAUUACUGAUUAUAAUGACCGUUAUUAUUAUAUCUGGAAUUUGAAAAAACUGUAUAUUGUAUUAAUUGUAAAGUUGCUAAAAAGAUCAAUAUGUUAUAUUUGGGUAUGCUGACUCUCACUAUACCUUCAAAAUUUUAACUGUUGUAAUUUUUGAUAUUAUUCAAUGCCUGUUGUGGCAUUAGCCAAAAGACUUGUCGUUUUCAGGAGGGAAACAGUCACUCGACAUUUCUGUGAUACAGUUGUAAUUUUUGUUAAGAUAAUAAGUAUUCAUGUUAAGAUUUAGUGUUUGAUUUAGUAGUUUUACCAAUGUUGUAGAUUCAGUUAUUUUAUGGUAGUAAACGAUUGUCAGUCAGUCUGACUAAAAAUUAAAAAAAAAUAAAGGUAUAUGAAAAUCAUCCAUUUUAUUUCCACAAAGUCCAACAAUUUUUACUCAAUUAUUAAUAAAUAAAUUCAAUUCUUUUUAAAAUCCACUCAUAAUCAAUUAAGAUAUCAAUAAGUAGAUUGUCGUGAUAUAAUUAAAACUGAAGUAGAGCAAUCAGCUAACAUUUGCUUUACAUUAUAACACACUAAAUAUUUAACAGGGACAUGUACCCUGUGAUACUGUGACCGUUCAACAGAGAGUGGAUGUAAAUGAAUAUUAGAAUUACACUUUUCAAUUCUGUUUAGUGCCAGAAUAAUGGAGCAAAGUUAAUAGAAUUUCGAUGACCAAAGGGAGCAAGAGUCGUCAAACAAGCAAAUUGAUCCCAUUUGAAUGGCGUUUUACCGACUAGAAUAAGUCGGAUGUCGAAUGGCUAUUUGAUGAAAGCCUUUAGAUAAAAUUAUUCACUGAACCAAAAUACUGUUCUCAUUAAACGAGCCGCUAGAAACUCACAUCUUUCUAUCUGAAUUAAGGUGUGGUUCAAAUUGUUUAGUGUAGUUAGUGUAGUGUGUUUUAGAACUAAAUGACAUUGACAUAACUUGUCGCUAAAAAGAAUAAAUCUGUAAGUUUAUCUAAAAUAAUUCCCACUUCAAGCUAUUAUAAAAUAAUUAGUGAAUAAUAAUUUAUGAUAUAAUCCAAAUGGCAAAGGAUAAUAUUUAUUUACUGCUUCGUGGUUGUUUUAAUUGAUAUUUCCAUUCGAAAGUUAUCAAAGCGAUUACUGACAAAUAACGCACAAUUUUUGAAUUGAAAAAUUCGUAAUUCGCUGAUCACAAAUAGAAAAACUCGUCGAGUUUGAAAUAUUUAGUCAAAAGAUAACGAAAAAAUAAACUCGUUGCAUAUUUGAUCGAGCUGUACUGGGUUUGUGCCGGUUUUGUUAACUAAAAAUGAAAUAGCUACCAGAUUUAUUUUUCCAAUGAUACAUUUUUUAUCCCUCUAAAAACAAUUUAAAAUGGAGGUAUUGCUUUGAAAAACCCUAUAAACCUUCGAUUAGGAUAUUACGAAAAGGGAAGGAACAUUGGUGGGUAGAGUAGAAAGGGUGAUAGUUCUUAUUCACAAAUUUAACAAAAAGGAAAGGACUGACAGGUCCGUAGUCACAAGUGCUGAAGGAAGAGAAAAUUCAAUUCAUACGGCCGCAAUGGAGGUGAUCUUAAACCUCAACCUUAUACAUUUGAUGAUAGAGAAUGUGGCAAAAAGGACACGAUAUAGAAUGAUCAGGAACGGAAUAAUCAGACAAAAGUCUACUUGCUUCAGAACUAAAGAUACCUGGGACAUACCCCAGGCUGAAAUGCUAAAGAAGUACAGUUUUGUGAAAAACUUCAAAACCACAGAGCUGGGUUGCAAGAAAGAAUGGAGCCAAGAAUCCAUCGCGCUUGCAACCGAAAGACGUGCUAUUUAGUGGUAUACGGACGGUUCCAAAACCAUAGAAGGAACUGGAAUAGGAGUAUAUGGGCCGAGAACCAAGCACUCCGAAAGCUUGAAAAAAUACCCACGCGGAAAUUCACGCCAUCGAGAAGUGUAUCCAGUUUAACAUCGAGAGAAACUAUCAUAGACAAGAGAUUAUCAUCAUGUCCGAUAGUCAAGCAGCCAUCAAAGCGCUGAGCUCUUACGUAAUCAGCUCAAAAAUGGUCUGGAGAUGCCUAGAACAAUUUAAUGAGCUAGGCGAGAAAAAUAGAGUUACUCUCACUUGGGUCCCGGGACCUAACGAGGCACAGGGUAACGAGAUUGCAGAUAGUCUUGCAAGGAAAGGGGCUCAAACACCCUUUGUAGGACCUGCGGUAUCAGCAGUAACAUAAUAUUAGGAGAGAUUAAAAAAGAAUUGGGCAGUAGAAGAACUGGUAAUUGGAACAAUCUCUUGGAGCUGAGACAGGCCAAGAUACUUCUGGGUGAAUAUAACCAGAAAAGAUCGAAAGCCUGCAUCUGCUUGAGCAAGAACAGGCUACGUAUUGUAACAGGGAUCCUUACGUGGCAUUGCCGACUAAAAGGACACCUAAGUAAACUAUGUAGCACUUCAGAAACCAAGGGCACUAUAUCUAGGAGGAUAUCAAAUAGAAAAGGGAGAUUUACCUAACUUGAAGUCACUUCAAAUCCUACACUUCCUUGAGAAAAUAGGAUUGAAAGGGUCGUUAUAGGCAUUGAGACAUUUCCUUAGUGCAUUGGCGACAGAAGGGUGCACAAUUGAUAUUUUAGGUCGCAGUGUAUUAACACCUCACUCCCAACAUAACAUAACAUAUGUGUAUGGAGAAUUAUUUUUUACAUCUCAGUGUCGAAAUUUCACAUCAUUAAUUGAAUAGUGCUAUUUAGACUAUUUUGGAUUUUCUGUAAGAAAUCAAGAUAAAUCCUGGGUUCCACAUAAACGUUGUGCAACGUGUGUGAGACUGCUAUUAGGUUUGGCUAAACAAGAACCCAGACAUAUGCAAUUUGCUAUCGGUACCAAUGAUUUGGACCGAACCAAAGGAUCAUGUAAGUGAUUGUUAGUUUUGUUUGACUCAAACAAAAGGCAUUACAACAAAGUCCAAAUACACUAUCCAGUAUCCAAACUUGUCUUCGGCCAAAGACCCAUCCUACAUAGUGCCGAACUGCCUAUGCCAAAGCCUCCAAAUCGAUCAGAAAGUCAGGAUUCUCCUCCGGAACUUGUUCUAAGUCAGCACGAUAAAGUAUCUGAAGAUAAUGACCCAAGUUAUAAACCGUCAACUUUAAAAUAACCGCACUUAUUGACACAAAGUGAUUUAAACGAUUUAGUACGUGAUUUGAUUCUGUCUAAAAAACAGGCUGGGUUUUUGGGGUCUAGAUUAAAGGACUGGAAUUUACUUUCUCCUGACGAUGAAAUAAAACUUGACUUUUCUAAAACAGGUGAUUUAGUCUAUUGUAAUAAAGUUCCUGUUUUGAUGAAUUCAAUAAAUUUUUAAUAUGAUCCAAAUCAAUGGCGAUUGUUCAUUGGCUCCUCAAAAACUAGUUUGAAAGCAGUGUUGCUGCAUAGCGGAAAUAAACUUCCUUCAGCGCCGGUUGCUUAUGGUUCUGAUAUGAAAGAGACUUACAAAAAUAUGAGACUUCUUCUUGAAAAAAUUGAAUACAGUAAACACGCUUAUGGCGAUUUUAAAGUCAUUGCAUUUUUGCUUGGACUACAGCUUGGUUAUUCAAAAUUUUGCUGUUUCAUUUGCGAAUGGGACAGUAGGAACAAAAAAAUCACUAUACAAAGAAAGUGUGGCCCAAGGGUAAAUCACUCACUCCAGGCUACAAAAAUGUUAAAAAUUAUCCUUUAGUGAACCCUGAUGACAUUUUUUUACCACCGUUGCACAUAAAGCUUGGACUGAUAAAAAAUUUUGUAAAAACUAUGCCUAAGAUGGCAGUGGAUUUAUAUAUGAAAGAGAAAUUCCCCAAACUCAGCGAGCUAAAAAUUAAACAGGAAAUAUUUGUAGGUCCACAAAUACGGCAACUAAUAAAGGAUAAGAGCUUUGAAGAAAAACUGAAUGAUCAGGAAAUUUACAACGACUUAAUAAAUGAACUUAUAAUGUUAUAUAAAGCUUUGGGGUGUCAUAUGUCCUUAAAAAUACAUAUGCUGGACUCUCAUUUGGAUUUCUUUCCGGCAAAUUUGGGUGCUUUGAGUGACGAACAAGGCGAGAGGUUCCAUCAGGACAUUUCCUUAAUGGAGAAGCGCUAUCAAGGGAAAUGGAGUCCAGGAAUGCUAGCAGAUUAUUGUUGGAGACUUAAAAAAGACCUUUCAGAAGACAAAUAUUCACGAAAAUCGUAUUUAUUCUAUAUUUAAGCAAUACUUUCUCUAAAUGUAGCUGAUGUUUUCGCAUUUUACGAAAAUAUAUGAUUUGAUGUCACAAGGAAACCUGACGUGUCAAUUUUUUUUCAAUUACAUAAUAUUGUUUGGUUUAACAAAAUUUGAUAUACGAGUAAGUUAAAAUUUUGUUAACCAGUGUAAUCUGGCAAAAUCUGUGAUGAAGACAGGUAUUGUUAACGAAUACAAAUUCAGCACUUCAGACACUAAUACUUUUGUCAAAUUGAAAUAUAAGAAUGCAUAAAGAGCAUUUGUAUUCUACACAUUUCAGCCACCUUUGUAGAAUCCAACCCUUAUUUUUAAGCUGGCAUUGGUUUAACAAGUUUGAUAUUCCCAGGCAUUAUUUAACUACCAUAAUCAAAGUUGUUGAAUCACGCAUAUUGCUCCAAACAUUAAUUUAGAAUUCGAUUAAUGUAAUAAAUAUAGGGAUCAAUGCAUCAUGUUAUGUAAUAAACUGGUCACUACUCUAUACCACUUUAGUAUUGAAACAAUAUGAACGACAAUAAUACGUAUUAAGGCAAAUAAUAAUGUAAAACCCAUUACAAAAAAUCUUCACAUAAUUAUUCAUUCCCAUCUAAAAUUAAAAUGAAACUUUUAAAAUAGAAUUAAAAACGAAAUGCGUAUUCGUUAAUUGUAAAACACACUGCCCGGUAUAUAAUUGAAAAUCGCACGUACUUUCCUGUCGGACAGAAAUGGCC